Messenger RNA from Cyphomyrmex costatus, 1803 nucleotides. Its product is annotated as clavesin-2. Gene Ontology annotation, molecular function: phosphatidylinositol bisphosphate binding. The coding region runs from base 236 to 1618 and encodes 460 amino acids. The transcript has 6 exons. Gene Ontology annotation, cellular component: membrane. The record is from RefSeq and is a predicted model, not a curated record. Lineage: Eukaryota; Metazoa; Arthropoda; Insecta; Hymenoptera; Formicidae.
UCGAACGGCGGCGCUUCCUCGACGAUUGACGUGCACGUAGCGGUUAAAUCGGCACGCGUGCAAAUCCGCGGAACGCGACGCGGGAAUUCCCGACGGCGAUGGACUAGCAAUAAUCAUUCGGUCGUGAUCAAGCCCGCGACCAUCAUUCUCGACUGCGGUGUGAUUCCCGGCCUUCCUGUGUGCUUCUGCGCUUGUAAUGCAAAAUCAUUGACACGCAUUCGAAAAGGAAAACAAAAUGUCCGAGUACUGCGAAUAUAUGUGGUGCGAUGCCUCCCGAGGUCGUAACAGCUUGGUCCGUAGCAUUUAUGAAGAGGGAGGCAGAUUCGAUAAACGUGAUAAGAAACUAGCUAUUAAGACUGUCAGGUCUAUACUUCGGCAAAUGCCGAAUGUAGACCUGGAACAUUGCACGGAUGAGUAUAUCACGCGUUUCCUGCUAGCCCGGAAGUAUCGCACCGAGCAGGCAGCGGCUUUGAUAGCCGCUUAUCAAGCGCAGAUAAUGCAUCGCCAGGAUAUCUUCGGCAAUCUCACCGCCCGAGACCCGGCAUUGCAGCGUGCGCUUCGCGCAGGUAUACCGGGUGUCCUACCUGCGCGUGACAGGAAAGGCAGAUGCGUUCUGAUUAUUUUGGCGUCGCAAUGGGAUCCUGUAGCCGUGCCCGCAUUAUCCGUUCAACGAGCGGUAUUCUUAGUUCUGGAAACACUUAUUCAAGAUCCUCGAAAUCAGCAAUCCGGUUUCGUCGCCGUGGUAGAUUGGAGCGGAUUCUCGUUACGGCAGGGUGGUGCGUUAGGGGCAGCGGCUCUGCGAAACCUAAUAGCUGCUCUACGUGGACGAUUUCCCGCUCGAUUCAAAGCGAUACACUUCCUCUCGGCGCCGCUCUACGUCCAAGCAACUCUGGCUCUGGUGAAGCCAUUUUUGGACGAGAAGACACGGAAUAAGAUUUAUCUGCACGGCAACAAUCUCAGCACGCUUCACGAACACCUGCCGACGGACAUCCUGCCGGCGGAGCUCGGUGGAACGGGGCCAGCCUUCAACCCGGGAUUGUGGGCCGAGCCGGUCAUCCACUCGGCCAUGAAAGAAGCCGAGCUCGCCGCUGCCGCCGCUAAAAAGGGAAAAGACCAUCAUGUCGACGCGCAAAAACCGGCCAACCUUCGAGACGGAUCGGAAACCGCAAACGGAAACCAUCAGAAGAACGAUGACUUGGCCGUUCCGAUGAACGCGGAUAAAACAUUUCUGAACAACUCCGACAAUUCUAUAAAACUCUCUUCUGGGAGAACGACACAUACGGAUGUAGAGCUAAAUGUAAUAAAUAAGGAAUCGAACAAACAGAAAGAGACAACGGGAUCAGCAAGAAAUAACGAAAAUAAAGUUAAGGAACAAUUACACGAACGAAUCAGUAACGGAAACGUAAACGAGACACAGCAGUCUGAAGAUAGAACAGAUCAGCCCAUUGAUUUGGCGUUUUUUGACACGGAUAUCAACUUGAACGAGUUUGAGAUGAUUUCCAGCAGAUCGUGCAACGACAGCAAGGACAACUCGUUGGACAAUAGAUUAGAAGAAAGAGCUCUCAUCACCAUCAGCAACAGCGAAACACCGUCAGAGAAAACGAAUCUUAUAACGUAAUGUCGAUCUCCACAGAUCUAAGUAUUUGUAAUACUUACUGAAAUAGAAAUCUGUCUUUUCCUACUAAACGAGUCUUUUUAUAAGUGACGUGAAUCUUGAAAUAACGGCUCGAACAGUCUCCAGAUAUCAUAAUUUUAUAAUCGCAACAAAUUCUCUUGUAGACUAUUUUUUAGAUAUAAUUUGGC